UGAAGCUUGGUCCAUCUCCAGUGUGUCUCAACGCCUCUGUGUGUAACGUUAGUUGUUCGAGUUUGCUGAAGUCUGCGCAAAGGACAGUUGGAAGGGUGGAUUUUUUCCUCGCCGAGGUCUUACCAGAGGUAACACAACCUGCCGGACUUGUGGGCGAAGAGGCGUUUAAAGAAGGAUCUAGAGGAGGACGUUUUUUUUUUUUUUUUUUUUUUUUUUGGUUUUGUUUUGUUUUGUUUUGCUUUCUUUUUUGGAGGGAUAACCAGUCAAAAGCAGUCACUGGGGAAGUAUUAAGGACCAUUCCUGGUUGAGUCGAGGUUACCGCACCGAUCUCUCCAACACGGGAGGCUCCCCAAACCAAGGACCAGCCCAGUCUCCAAGGCGUAUCCGACAACGGCCUGCAGGGUGGCGAGAGAGAGCGAGGACACGAGGCGUGGGGCGCCGGGAAUGAGUGAGUUCUGGCACAAGAUUGGCUGCUGUGUGGUGGCCAAGCCCCCGCCGAAGAAACGGCGGAGGAAGAUCGACCGCACCAUGAUCGGGGAGCCCACAAACUUUGUCCACCUGACCCACAUAGGCUCUGGAGAGAUGGCAGACGGAAUGCAACCGUCUGGAACAGUGCAGGAACAGAUGAGAUCAAAAGUGCCCCAUAGCAAUGGCCGCAACAGCUUGUUAUAGCCAUCUAGUCUGCCUUGUGGAGGGUUGUCUGGCAUGUCUCUCCCCACACCCGAGCAUUUGCCUCUCGGAGACCAGACCUGACGGCCUCCCCCAUGUAGCACUUGGCCCACCUGCAGAAGAGAGCACAGCUGCUGAUGCUGAUGUGCCGUUUGUCAUUCGUCACUUUCCACAAGAUCCAUUUGCUACUCAUGCCAAAAAAAAAAACUACAAACACAAAAAACAAGGACUGCUAGGUUUUACCUUGGACUUCCCCCCCCCCCUAUAUGGUCCACUUUUCAAUAUUAGAGAGACAGUCUCUCUCACUGUUUCUUUGUUUUUAUUUUUUUUAAAGGAAGGAUUGAAAGUGCCAAAAACGGAUCCUUUUUUUCUUUUUUUUUUUAAAUAGUGAAUAUGUGGAUGUAUGUGAGGAGUGUGUGGCUGGGGCGUAUCUUCAAUUUCUUCUGUGUGUUGAUGCGCUGGCUGUGUUCACCUCGUGUUUAACGGCAGCUGCUGCCUGAAAAACUGAGCAGACACGGGCUCGUCCACUAGCCCUUUAGCCCCAUGCUACAGUAUAUUCACAUUCAGGUCAGAUUUAACCACACAGACAGGGGACCCCACCUUCCUAAUGUUUUAAGACUUUCUUCAAACACAUUUUGUUUCCGUAAUCUUCUAGAAGUUUGUCAUUUACCUUUUAAGAGAAAUUAUAUAUAGAUAUAGGCUACGUCAUACUCUAAAGUUUUUUUUUUUUUUUUUUUAAAUAACACGGGCUGUCCAUAUGGAUUGCCCCUUGCACUGGUGUAUCUUUUUGUCAUCUUGCCUCUGGAAUCCCAUGUCACAAAGUGCAAGAACCUGGCUUUGUAUGUGCAGUAUGGGUGUGUGUACAUAUAUCUUCACAUGAGAGAAAGUUCAAGUUCAUGUGUGUGUGUGUGUGUGUGUGUGUGUGUGUGUGUGUAUGUUUGUUUGUUUGUGUAUGUGUCCUGAUGAAUGAGAAUUGAAGUUCCCUCAGCUUUCACCCUCGCAUUUAACACACACAAAAAAAGUAUUGCCAAAGGCUUUGUCUAUUUAGUGUUAUUUAAUUUUACAUUUCUUGGUUGCAGAUAUGCAGAUAGAACAGAUAUGUCCUUCUGAGCAGCAGUAUAAAAAUGAGACUGAACACUGGAUAGUCUUCUUCAGCCGUGUGACCUUUCUAGGGGCUGUAUGCACUGAUCUAUAAAGAAUACCAUAGAUCAGUGGCUGUAUGGUGUCUGCAUCCACUUGCGGUGUCCUCUCUCCUGUUACCACUGGUCUGAGCUACAUGCUUUGCUAGGGCUCUUCCUCUGAUUCACCUUCAAAUAACAGUCACACGGACCCAUGUGAUGCAUCUGAGUGAGAUUUUGUAUGGCACCCCUUGCCUAGUAACCAGGGGAAUAUUGUAAACUCCCAUCUGUUGGGGGUCUGUCUUUUGAUGUGGCACCUUCUAGUGAUUUGGGCAAAUGGCACCUUUUUAAUUGUUUUGCUUUUGCUUUUUUUUUUUUUUUUUUUUUUUUUUUUUUUUUUUUUUAAUUAUUGAAACUCAAAUAGCAUUAAUUAGCUUAGUCAGUUAUUGUUGUCUGUUGUGAUUUACAUUGUUUUAUAAAUGACAAUUUAAUCUGAAACUCCUAUGAUCAUUAGAAAGGUCCUUCACCAUGUUUUCCAAGGGUUUUCAACGCACCAAUACGUUUCGUGGCCAAAUGGAUAAAGAUUCCACCUGAAUGGUAGCAGAGGGAUGGUGCUGGGCACAGAUAGAUUGUUGAGGAAGCAUGGGAACAUUCCACUGCUCUGGCAUGCCUAACCUUUCAUAAAUUGUCACCAUGGUGCUAUUACAAUUCUAUAUAGUGCCUUAAUUUCCUCCAGUCCCCCAAAGAUUUGUGCUUUAGACAUGUUGACGUAUUUCCCCACGUUGUUGAUCAUCCUAUACUAUGACCUAAUUGAAUAAUUUCACUUUAUUGGUGCACAAAACUGUUGAGUGUUCAUCUCGGUCAGAGGGUGAGCAUGGCUCGGGUCCGUUUGAUUUGCAGCCCAGAUCAUACACUGGCUUUCUGCUUAGAGACUUGGAGCAAACUCUGUGGCUGCUCUCAGCGUUUCGCACAGGCUUCGUCAGUCACUGUGAAGACCUCAGAGCAUGUAUGAGUCAGAGCAUAAUUCGGUCCAAGAGACCAAAUGAGCUUGCGGGGGGAAAACUGGGGUUUCGUGUUGCCAGUUAAGCCAAUGUCUAGUUUUACAACCACACGUCCGAGUCUUGGACCUGUACCUCUGUUUAUAUGCUUUAAGAGAGAUUGUGGGGUGACUGAGUGUGAGAGAGAGAGAGAGAGAGAGAGAUGGGUUAUUCCCAGUUGAGUCUGUAUUUACUUGUGGCUGUAAGCCCUGUUGGCUUUUAAAUAAUACACUUUUUUUUUCCAAACCUG
This is a messenger RNA of Sardina pilchardus (European sardine), 3074 nucleotides long. RefSeq names its product CDC42 small effector 1 (gene cdc42se1). Gene Ontology annotation, cellular component: plasma membrane. Lineage: Eukaryota; Metazoa; Chordata; Actinopteri; Clupeiformes; Clupeidae. Gene Ontology annotation, biological process: regulation of Rho protein signal transduction. The transcript is spliced from 5 exons. The record is from RefSeq and is a predicted model, not a curated record. Gene Ontology annotation, molecular function: small GTPase binding. The coding region runs from base 445 to 672 and encodes 75 amino acids.